Messenger RNA from Nycticebus coucang (slow loris), 4335 nucleotides. It is a transcript of the gene GMIP, whose product is annotated as GEM interacting protein. The transcript is spliced from 20 exons. The coding region runs from base 927 to 3863 and encodes 978 amino acids. Gene Ontology annotation, cellular component: plasma membrane. Gene Ontology annotation, molecular function: GTPase activator activity. The record is from RefSeq and is a predicted model, not a curated record. Lineage: Eukaryota; Metazoa; Chordata; Mammalia; Primates; Lorisidae. Gene Ontology annotation, biological process: activation of GTPase activity; negative regulation of GTPase activity; signal transduction.
CAGCAGCGGCAGGAAAUCGGGGCUGGGCCCCGCCAGCGCGCGACCUUUUCCCCGUCCCGUUCCCUGCCGAGCGAUACCCUGUCCUAGCCAUGGAUGCAGCAGAGCCGGGUAGGGGUUCUGGGAUUCGGGAGGGACCUCACUGUCCCUUACUUCCUAAAUUGAGGGGCCACUCCUGUCCCUCUCCAUCUGGAGAUCUGGGAAAGGAAUUACUGAAUGGGAAAGAUGCAAGGAUCUCCCAUUGUGGGGACCCUCAUGCCUGGAGGGGCCUGGGACACCAUCCCCUAGCCCCCAACCCCUUUCCUAUCCCUUACCCCGUCGCCUGGGGGAGGGGGCCCAGGAAGGGGAAGUGGCCGCUUCUGCUUCUGAUUUUUGUGAUGGGGGCAGGGUGUCACGACCGCUGAAAGAGAGGGCAAAGCAGUAGGAUCCCUACAGGGCUCCUCCAUAGCCCCAGGAAACAGGCAAUGCUGAUCUGGGGCCCCUGGAAGAGGGGCGGGGGCAGCGGCAGAAAUGUGGCAAGAUUCGGCUUGUGUUUCCGGCUGUCUUUGUGUCUCCCUAGUAUAUGUUGACUGUCAUUCUGUGUUUAUGCCCCUGGUGGUUUCAGUCUCUCCAGUGUGUUUCUGCCUCAGGCUCUGUUCCUUUCAGUCCCAUAUCUGUUUGGCCUGGGGUCCAUAUGAUUCCAUUGUCAAGCUCACUCUUUUUCCUGGGACAGUAAAGCUGCAUCUGGGGCAUCUGUUUUGUUGCUUUGCUCUGAGUCCAUGUAGACCUCUGAGCAGCUGUCUCUGGUGGUGUCUAAGUCCAUCUGCCUGCCCAGAGUUGGCCCCACCCAAGCCCACUCUCCCUCUAUCCCACACAUUCCUCAGGGGGUCAAGACAUUCACUCUCUCUUUUUAUCUCCCCUCUGCCCCCAAUGAGACUGGUUGUGGUACCAUGGGUAGAGGGAGGCAGUGGUUGGCCCAUGUAUUAUGCUCCCUUUCCACAUGUUUUCCCUCAGCUCCUGAGGGCAGGAAGAGGUAUAGUGACAUCUUCCAGAGCCUGGACAACCUUGAAAUCUCACUGGGGAACGUGACCCUUGAGAUGCUGGCUGGAGACCCUGUGCUCUCAGGAGACCCAGAACCUAACAAAGCUCCCCCAGCCAUUGUGACCAAUGAAGCCAGCUGUUGGAGUGGCCCCUCUUCAGAGGGUCCUGCACCCCUAACAGGGGAGGAACUGGACUUGCGACUCAUUCGGACCAAGGGGGGUGUGGAUGCAGCCCUGGACUAUGCCAAGACCUGGACCCGCUAUGCCAAGGAGCUGCUGGCCUGGACAGAGAAGAGAGCCAGCUAUGAGCUGGAGUUUGCUAAAAGCAUCAUGAAGAUCGCUGAAGCUGGCAAAGUGUCCAUACAGCAGCAGAGCCACAUGCCACUGCAAUACAUCUAUACCCUGUUUCUGGAGCAUGACCUCAGCCUGGGCGCCCUGGCCAUGGAGACAGUGGCCCAGCAGAAAAGAGACUACUGCCAGCCCCUGGCUGCCAAACGGACUGAGAUUGAGAAGUGGCGGAAGGAGUUCAAGGAGCAAUGGGUGAAAGAACAGAAGCGGAUGAAUGAGGCAGUGCAGGCGCUGCGGCGGGCCCAGCUCCAGUAUGUGCAGCGCAGCGAGGACCUGCGGGCUCGCUCGCAUGGGUCGCCUGAAGAUACAGCCCCCCAGGCGUCGCCUGGACCUAGCAAGCAGCAGGAGCGGCGGCGGCGCUCACGAGAGGAGGCUCAGGCCAAGGCGCAUGAGGCAGAGGCUCUAUACCAGGCCUGCGUCCGUGAGGCCAACGCGCGGCAGCAAGACCUGGAGACCACCAAACAGCGGAUUGUAUCCCAUGUACGCAAGCUGGUGUUGCAGGGGGACGAAGUGCUGAGACGGGUGACCCUGGGCCUGUUCGGACUGCUCGGGGCGCAGGCCGAGCGUGGCCCCCGUGCCUUCGCUGCCCUGGCCGAGUGCUGCGCGCCCUUCGAGCCUGGCCAGCGCUACCAGGAGUUCGUGCGGGCAAAGCAACCUGAAGCCCCGCCGCCCCCACCGCCCGCCUUCUCCUUCCAGGAAUUCGUUUCCUCCAUGCACAGCUCCCCUCUGGACAUUAGGAAAAAGCUCUCAGGACCCCUACCUCCAAGGCUGGAUGAGAGUUUGACUGAGCCAGGCACUUGGGAGGACUCAGGCACAAGCUGGCAGGGGACUCCAGGCCCCACUCCAGGCAGUGAUGUGGACAGUGUGGGCGGUGGCAGUGAGUCUCGGUCCAUGGACUCUCCUACUUCUAGCCCAGGCCCUGACACACGGCGGCUGGUAAAAGUUUCAUCGAUAGGCACCGAGUCCUCAGAUGACUUUGAGGAGCGAGACCCUGACCUAGGAGACGGGCUAGAGAAUGGGCUGGGCAGCCCCUUCAGGAAGUGGACACUGUCCAGUGCAGCUCAGACACACCGGCUGCGGCGGCUGCGAGGCCCAGCCAAGUGCCGUGAGUGUGAAGCCUUCAUGGUCAGCGGAACCGAGUGUGAGGAGUGCUUUCUGACCUGCCACAAGCGCUGCCUUGAGACUCUGCUGAUCCUCUGCGGACACAAACGACUUCCCACACGGACACCCCUCUUUGGGGUUGACUUCCUGCAACUGCCCAGGGACUUCCCGGAAGAAGUUCCCUUUGUGGUCACCAGGUGCACAGCUGAGAUAGAACACCGCGCCCUGGGUGUGCAGGGCAUUUACCGGGUCAGUGGUUCCCGGGUUCGAGUGGAGCGGCUGUGCCAGGCUUUUGAGAAUGGCCGUGCAUUGGUGGAGUUGUCAGGAAACUCACCUCAUGAUGUCUCGAGUGUCCUCAAGCGAUUUCUCCAGGAGCUCACCGACCCCGUGAUACCCUUCCACCUCUACGACGCCUUCAUCUCACUGGCUAAGACCUUGCAUGCAGACCCUGGGGACAACCCUGGGAACCCCAGCCCCAGCCCUGAGGUUAUCUGCUCACUGAAGACCCUCUUGGUACAGCUGCCUGACUCUAACUACAACACUCUGCGCCAUCUGGUGGCCCAUCUGUUCAGGGUGGCUGCACGGUUUGAGGAAAACAAGAUGUCUGCCAACAAUUUGGGCAUUGUAUUUGGACCAACACUGUUGCGGCCACCAGAUGGUCCAUGGGCAGCUGGCUCCAUUCCUGUCACCUGCCUGCUGGACUCAGGACACCAGGCCCAGCUUGUCGAGUUCCUCAUUGUGCACUAUGAGCAGAUCUUUGGGAUGGAUGAGCUCCCCCUGGCCACUGAGCCUCUGUACCAAGAUUCCAGCUCAGCUCCUGGACCCCUCACAACCAGCCCUGAGCUGCUACUGCCACACCUUGGCCCAGACCUCAAGUCCCCAGCCCUAGCCUUGGACCCUGACCCAGACCCCAAUCUCCAGAGUGCCCUGGAGAAGCAUCCCAUCGCCAUGCCCCCAGAGAUUCCAACUGUACAGAGUAACCAGAGAGAGGAAGAGCCCGAAGACACCAAAGAUGAUGGGGAAGCAUCCAGUCAAGGCCCUGAGGACUUACUCCUGGGAACACAGUCUCGUGGCCACUUCAGUCGCCAGCCAGUGAAGUAUCCCCGAGGGGGUGUGCGGCCUGUCACCCACCAGCUGUCCAGCUUGGCCCUGGUGGCUUCCAAGCUGUGUGAAGAGACCCCAGUCACAUCAGUGCCCAGAGGAAGUUUGCGAGGGCGGGGACCUGGUGCUGCUGCCACCUCCCAUGAGGGCAGCCCCCUGCGCCGUGCCCCACUGCCUAAGCAUUUUGAGAUCACCCAGGAGACAGCCCGGCUACUCUCUAAACUGGACAGUGAGGCUGUGCCCAGGGCCACCUGCUUCCCAGACCCCCAGCCUGAGGAAGCUGAGGAGCAUCUCUGACCACCUUUACUAAUGGAGGAGCCCAGGACUAAGAAAAUGGACCCAUGUCUCCCGACCUCCCCUCACUUGGUAGCCAAACAUUGGGCCAGGAGUUCAAUGUUGGGGGUAGGGGCGACCACAGAAUUUCUGUAAGGAAAGACUACAUGGCUUGGGAGGAGGCCUAAAACCCUUGUGGAGGCAAGGUCCCAGGAUUCCACCACCAGACACAGGUCACUGCCAAGCAUCAGCCAUUCAGGCUCAGAGGUCAUUCAGGGUCAAUACUCAGGGUGAAUACAGACAGGAUAUGAGAUCCUUAUAGUCUUUACUGGACAGGGGUGCCUUUGGUACUUUAGUUGUGGUCACUUCCUCAUCCCUGCCUGCCUCCAUCAUUGCCUCCAAGUGACCUGUUCCCAGAGGAGGUGGGCAGUUCAGACUCCAAGUCCCGGCGGUCCUUGAGGUCUGAGGUUUGACGGCUUCUAAAUAAACCGUGUCC